AUUCUUCCUCUGUGGGAUUGGACGGACCUUUACACUGAAUCAUGCUUAUUGGAUAAUCCGUUAUAUGCAGAUGAACAAGUGAUUUUGACUGAUUGUGAGGUUUGUGAAGAAGUUUUUAACAUAGAUUACAUCAACAAGACUACCCCAGAAGAAAUAUCCCAAGAUUAUAUCCAACGAAAUCUACCUGUAAUUGUAAAUGAUGCCAUGAGUGAUUGGCCAUCCAUGAAAGAUUCUUUUAAUAUUCUAAAUCUUACAGAGGGCUAUCUUUUUAUGAAAGAAGAUGUCUGUAUGUUCCAUACUAAUCUCAGGGUCGAAAAUCACAACAGACUUUUUCGAAAGUUACUUAAUGAAGAAGUGCAAAAGUGGUAUGCUCAUUGGGAAAACUGCCAAAAAGCAUCUCAAAAAUUUUUAAGAAAAUUCUACACUCGUCCUUAUUUUCUACCAGGAAUAAUUCAGAUAACUGAAUCAAAUUGGAUAUUCAUGUCAUCAGGCUAUGUUGGAAAGAAAUUCAAAAUGGUUGAUGUUCUCCCAUCUCUAACUUUUAUGUGGGUAGCUCAGCUUCGAGGAUACAACAACAUUCGUUUUGAGCCCAAGGAGCCUUGUGACCGAUACUGCAAUAUUCUAGAAGACAUUCUUGAGGAAGGUGAAAUUGUUUUGUUCAAUCCAGCAAUUUGGAGUUUUUCAUAUCUUCCCGGAGAAGGAACAGAAAACUUGGCUCUUGGUGCUGGAGGAUUUUCUCAUUUUUCUUAAUUAAAAUAUUUUAAUCAAUAAUUGUAAAGAAAAGAUGUAGACCAGCUUUAAAUGAAAGCAAAAAUAAAAAAUGGAGAAGUAAAAUAUAUUUUUUA
Molecule: messenger RNA, 845 nt
Organism: Uloborus diversus
Lineage: Eukaryota; Metazoa; Arthropoda; Arachnida; Araneae; Uloboridae
Source: RefSeq, a predicted model, not a curated record